Molecule: messenger RNA, 1169 nt
Organism: Culex pipiens pallens (northern house mosquito)
Lineage: Eukaryota; Metazoa; Arthropoda; Insecta; Diptera; Culicidae
Product: nucleolar complex protein 3 homolog
Exons: 2
Coding region: 135-1154 (339 amino acids)
Biological process (GO): DNA replication initiation
Cellular component (GO): nucleolus
Molecular function (GO): chromatin binding
Source: RefSeq, a predicted model, not a curated record
ACUAAUUUUCAGUUCGAGAUCUAAACUUGAUUUUGAGUGAAUUUGAACUUGAUUUUGAGUAUCUCCAGCUGACUGUGUAUCAGUCGUUUUGAACACGCGCUCGAUUCAAUCCUUAACUUGCCAAAAACAUUGCGAUGAUUGAAGGAUAUCAAAAAAAGUCAUCAAAGCUGCCACGAAUGAGUUCAAAAAAUCGAGUGGCAAAAAAAAACAGUCUAACUAAAAGUAAAAGAAUGGCGUCCAAUAAGCUUGAAAAAGAAUACGAGUCACAUCAGGAUGCGUUUAACCGCCAGGAAUCAUUGAAACCGCUUCUCCCUAUAAAAACAAAGACUGGACAAUUGAUAAGUCGUCAGUCAGACUUUGUACAAGUGCACAAGUCCGAAGAAGUACUUCCAGAACCGAAAAUUAACCAUGAAAUUAAUGAUACGACUUCGGCGAUAUGCACAGCAAUAGGGUUUGCAGAUAUGCUGCAAAAACGGGAAGAAAUUAUUGAGCGUCAAAAAUUUUUGAUUGGUGUUACGUGUACGUCCAUCCAAGAAAAUCCGGAAACAAAGAUUGAGAAAUUAGCAAUUUUAAUGGAUCUAGUCUCUGAUAAGUUGCAAAAUGGCGAAAAAAAUGCCCUGGUUAUCAGAAAACUUGCUCUCAUAUCAAUCGCAGAGCUGUUCAAAGAUAUUAUACCAGAAUACAAACUGGGUAUCUUAGAUGCAAGUGUCCACAAGAUGAAAAAAACAACUAUCACCAGAGUAAACUUUGAAAACAAACUACUCAAGCAUUUCCAGUGCUAUUUAGUUUACUGUGAAAGCAUCUCCAAGUCAUUGCUCAAAACCACUAAAAAAAUCGUACCCUCGGAAGAAUGUCAACUAGCUGAAAUUUCCGUGAAUUGCAUGUGUAAUCUCUUGGUCGCACAUCCUUAUUUCAACUACAGCAUCAAUAUUGUUCAAAUUCUUGCUGCUCUAUUGAACAGCGAUUCAUUGAGUGUUCGAAUGUGUGUAUACAACUGUUUUGUAACUAUUUUCAAGAAGGAUAAUCGUUUUGACAUAAGUUUACAUGUAAGUAUUGCACACUGCACCAAAUUCUCCCCCUGUGCUAAUCAUAACUGCACACAAAAUAUUUGCACACCGAAAAUCAAACCCCUUGAGGAAGGCCCAACCACCUAAAGGUGGAUUAAGUAA